This is a messenger RNA of Prionailurus viverrinus (fishing cat), 4010 nucleotides long. RefSeq names its product TPD52 like 2 (gene TPD52L2). The transcript is spliced from 6 exons. Lineage: Eukaryota; Metazoa; Chordata; Mammalia; Carnivora; Felidae. Bases 144 to 713 code for a protein of 189 amino acids. The record is from RefSeq and is a predicted model, not a curated record. Gene Ontology annotation, cellular component: cytoplasm.
UGAUUACGUAAUGCCGCGGUGGCUGAGGCGGUUCCGCUGGCUGCUGUGUGCGCGGCGAGCGAGUCCUGGUGCGGCCGGCUCGGCUCCUACAGCGCCCGAGACCCCGGUCCCGACCCCAGCCGCGGCCCGGCCGCCGCCUGAACAUGGACUCCGCAGGCCAAGAUAUCAACCUGAAUUCUCCUAACAAAGGUCUGCUGUCCGACUCCAUGACAGAUGUCCCUGUCGACACCGCGGUGGCCGCCCAGACUCCUGCUGUUGAGGGUCUGACGGAGGCUGAGGAGGAGGAGCUUAGGGCUGAGCUCGCAAAGGUGGAAGAGGAAAUUGUCACUCUGCGCCAGGUCCUGGCAGCCAAGGAGAGGCACUGUGGAGAGCUGAAAAGGAAGCUGGGCCUCUCCGCCUUGGAGGGCCUGAAACAGAAUCUGUCCAGGAGCUGGCGUGAUGUGCAGGUCUCUACCGCCUAUAUGAAAACCUCUGAGAAACUUGGCGAGUGGAAUGAGAAAGUGACCCAGUCAGACCUGAGGAAGUGCUGUCAUGGAUACCAGAGAACUUGGGUAGUCCUUCUGUGUCUGCCUGAAAGGAACUGGUUGUUACUGAGCUUGUCUUCAAGGUCCCCGGGACCCCAGCCGCUGCUUCUGAUUCAGACGGCUGGCCGUGGCGGCAGCUGUGUCCUGCGUCGCGGAACGACCGCCUGGUUGGGCUCUUCCCCUUGGUAGAGCGUAGCUGCAGGCGUGCCGAGGUGGCACCGGGCAUAGUUGCCAGUUGCUAUAUGGAGUCCUUUCCUCGUACGGGACAGAAAGCACGGCAGGGUGAGUGUGAGCCUGCAAGCAGGGGAGGCCUGCUCCGGGCUCACCUGACCAGGGCUCUCCUUACGCUGGCUGUGUCGCCAGGCUGGCUUCUCCUGGACGGUGCAGAGGGUGCCCAGCGGGGCAGGUUUGAAUCUUUGUGGCGCUGCAGCCCAACGGCAGGACGGCCCGCCGCGGGUCUCCCCGGGCUCCCCCCGGGCUUCCCCCCGUGGUCAGGGAGCCGUAAACGCACCUGGCUGGCCGGACUGGGAUCACGUGCCCACCCAGGGUUGGGGUGGGAGCAGCCACCAAGGGAGGGUGCAGGAGAAUGCCCCACGCUGACCGCAGAGUUUGCUGAUGGCGGGGGAGGCUGGCAUUGGCGGCUGGCGUUGGCGACGUUCCUACACCUUUGUCUUCCCAAGAGCUGGGGGUGAUUCCCGAAGGGGUGCUAGGCAGGGUGGCACAGCCUAGCACCCUUCCUCACGUCUGGGCCUGAGGUUACCUGCGUGCAGACUCUGGCUCGGCCCCCAGUCCCCUCACGGCCUGAGCGUGGCCUCUCCACUGGGGCUGAUGACAGCCCCUCGGCCCCUGCACUGCAUGUGCCCUGGUUUGGAGGCUCCCGUUUCAGAAGGGGUCCCUGUGGCACCUCAUUUCCGCAUACUUGAAGUGCUGAGGGUGGUGGAGUGGGGGAGAUUGCCUCCGGUCCAUCUCCCGUGGGGGUGCUCCCCUUCGGAAUGGCCCACGAGCCAGUGUCUCUCCUGCCAGUCAUUCAGCGGCCAGCUCCGUACUAAGUGACCCCAAGGGCACUCCUCCUCAUCACCAAGGAUCCCCGGCACGGGCUUGUGGUCUCUCCAAGUGCAGUUCCCCACACCUGGCCCUGUGGGUGCAGGCAGAAAUUCUGUAAGGACUUUGCCUUAAAUCCUCUGCUUCAGACCGUUUCACUUCAGCGAACAGAACAUUAACAUGACCUUAAACGUUUGCUAUUUCGUGAGAAGCAGCUUGAAGACAUUUUCUGACCCUGUGUCUGAAACCAAAUAUCCUGCAUGUUCCCAGUUAACCUUGUAGUUAGUGUUUUAUAAAUAACGAGCACGCUCCAAGUCUGUUGCUCGCAGGUGAUCUGUUUUAACUCCCUUUGAAGUGAAAGCAGUUCACCAGGUGGGGGUGAGGGUGGGGUCCCUAACAGAUACUGCAAGUUAGGGGCCCCAGAGAAGGUCCCAGAGCCUUUCCUUCAGCAGGCCGUGCAGUGGGGGACACGCAGCAGGUUUCUCUGUCCCUUUCCUGCCGGCUUUGCCGACCCCGAGGCGACUGUGUGUAUGUGCCAGGUCCUGGCAAAGGCUCUGUCGGGAUGGAAGGUCCCUCAGAGGAUGACCGCUGAGUCUGUGGAAACCCUCCCAAAAGGAGCAUGUGGACUUUGGUUUUUAGUGAGACCCAGCUGUGGUCUGCCCCUCUAGAGCGGGCCUUGCCCCUGUGCCAGGGAGUCCCGUCUAGAUCCCAGACACGCAGCUCUCUGGGUUGCAGCUGCACAGGCGGUUGGGUUUCAUUUCCAUUCCUAUUCCAUUCUGUGACAGUUUCUGGCUAUCACAGGGGAAGGGGUUUCUGGUGGUCGGGUUUGUCUAAAGGUUGGAUUUAGAAUUAGAGUUUUUUCGUUAUGGACCUGAGGAAAUCCCGAGGCAAGUCUUACAGUAAAGAUUUUAGAUUAUUUUCUCUCUGUUAACGUGUUCCAGGAUUUACUGACCUUCCCAGCAGCUAAGAUAAACUCACUGUCCUAGUGACUACGAUGUGUUUUUUUUUUUUUUUCAACGUUUAUUUUUGGGACAGAGAGAGACAGAGCAUGAACGGGGGAGGGGCAGAGAGAGAGGGAGACACAGCAUCGGAAACAGGCUCCAGGCUCUGAGCCAUCAGCCCAGAGCCUGAUGCGGGGCUCGAACCCACAGACCGCGAGAUCAUGACCUGGCUGAAGUCGGACGCUUAACCGACUGCGCCACUCAGGCGCCCCUACGAUGUGUUUUUAAACUCACUUUCUGGAAAGCACGUAUUUUAAGUUCUGGACCCUGCCGGGCACCAAAGAAGCCUGAGGCCCCGCGGCGCUACAGGAACGGCUGGGCCUCCCUGCUGAUGGAGUGGCACAGGGACUUGAUGGGGUGGCACAGGGACUCACGGGCAGCCUGGAGUGCUCGGGAGGGAAGGUGAGGGAGGAGGGCAGCACGUGAUCACAGUGGAGCCUCCGGAUGGCACUGGGGGAGUGGACGGGAGGGAAGGACUCCGAAGACCCAAUGCUGGUGCUGUGUGUGACCUGGUGACACGAACAAGGCGUCAGAAAGUAAUUUCAGAGAGAAGGCUGGCAUCUCGAGAGCCUUGCCGUCUCAAGCUGUUUCCUUAGGGCAACAUGUCAGCUUGGCCAGAAAUGAGCCCUUGGGUUCAGGCUGCGGUAUCUUUUGUUUAUGGUGGCAUCUGGACAAGGUCUGGCAGCUCCAAGUAUUAACUCUCAAGGCGAGCCCAAGGGUGUCCUCGCUGUCCCUGUAGCCAAGGCAUCCUGCCUGUGCCUGUCUCACAGAUGUUGAGGUCAUGGACCCAUGUCUUGUGUGAUGCACCCCCCCUUUGUGGAUGGUUGGGGCAGGAAGGGCUAGAAAGGGUGGUCUUUGCUGUGAUCCAGGGCCACCCCUCGCACUAGGGACAAUGGCAUUGAUGGCAUGAGAUGAAGGUUCCUCAGUUCUGAAAGGAUUGGUGAGACCGUACAGGGGGUUGAGGGCCGGAGGGCUCCCGAGAGUCUGAGCGGCCAGCCCACCACAGGCCACACAUCCACACUGUCCAGGGCACCCCCGCCCCCAAUGGGCAUGGUGGAGCUCUCACAUGAGAAGCUCCCUGAAUACAGUAACAGAACAAGGGGACCUUUCUGGCUUCUGUCUCAGACCCAGGGCCUCUGUGGGUCUGUCUGCUUUGCAGCAGGCGGACGCCCCACUUGCCGGGCAGUUAGCGCUGUGGCAAGACAGGGGAGGUGGGUUACCUGAGCGUUAGAAUAGAUGGAAUAAGGUCAGAAAACAGUUACUGCAGAGCUCAGAGGUUGCGAUCUGGCCGUGCUGCUUUUGUCCCUGCUGUCAGUCCCCUUCCUGGCGGCCAGACACGUGCUCACUAACCCUCUGUCCCCUGGGGUUCUCUCUGGGCACGUGGUGUCCUUGACUCAUGGGUGGUGGCUGCUUCUCCUAUUGCGCUGGUUCAGCUGGUGUUUUC